Messenger RNA from Helicoverpa armigera (cotton bollworm), 1256 nucleotides. RefSeq names its product wollknaeuel (gene wol). The transcript is spliced from 6 exons. The record is from RefSeq and is a predicted model, not a curated record. Bases 170 to 1174 code for a protein of 334 amino acids. Gene Ontology annotation, cellular component: endoplasmic reticulum membrane. NCBI's taxonomy places the organism in Eukaryota, Metazoa, Arthropoda, Insecta, Lepidoptera, Noctuidae.
AACACGUCAGUGUCAAUGUCAGUACCUGGACAACCAGGUAUUCAGGCACGUAUUCAGUUUAUUUCAUUUUCAGUUCUGAAUAACACAAAACUUCAGUAAAUAGUGUUAAAGUUAUAGUUAACAGCACAAAACAAUACGAAUUAGUCAGUAGCUAGCUUGAUAUAAUACAAUGGAUCUUACUAUAUUUAUUUGGACUGUUAUUGUGUACGGUUUAGCGGCCGCUGCAAGUUUACUUUUGAUGUUGUCUGUCAUACUGUACUUGAUAACCAACCCAUAUCCUGUGGUGGAGAGGUUCCCUGAGGAGAGCACAUUCAAUGACGCGAAAACAAAGAGAAAACUUCCAUUCCCGAACAUUGCGGAGCCAAGCAGUGUGCACCUGAGUGUAGUAGUGCCUGCUUACAAUGAGGAAGAGAGGUUGCCGCCCAUGCUGGAUGAGGCGAUAGAAUUCUUAGAGAACCGAGUGAAAGAGCAGCCUUCAUAUAAGUAUGAAAUAAUAGUAGUGAGUGACGGCAGUAGAGAUAAGACAGUCCAAGUGGCUGAAGGGUACGCUGAGAAGUAUGGGAGCGAGAAAGUGCGGUGCCUUCCACUGAUCAAGAAUAGAGGAAAAGGUGGUGCCGUCCGACUGGGUGUUGAAAGCAGUAGAGGAGCUAGUAUUUUAUUUGCGGAUGCAGAUGGAGCAUCCAAAUUUGAAGAUUUAACUAAAUUAGAAGGAGCAUUGUUGGAUCUCACAAAGUGUGACCCACUGGUCCAACCAGAUAAACUGAGCAAUGAAAUAGCUAUUGUCAUCGGGUCUAGGGCGCAUCUUGAAAAAGAAUCUUUAGCUACGCGUAGCGUAUUCAGAAACAUUCUAAUGUAUGGAUUCCACUUUCUGGUGUGGCUGUUUACCGUUAAAGGCAUCAAGGAUACACAGUGCGGCUUCAAACUGUUCACUAGAAGAGCCGCCAAUAUUUGUUUUAAGAGUUUACAUGUAAAUAGAUGGGCGUUCGACGUAGAAUUAUUGUACAUAGCACAAAAACUAGACAUUCCAAUUGCUGAGAUUCCAGUGAGAUGGACAGAAAUCGAGGGCUCCAAGGUAACACCGGUACUGUCCUGGGUACAGAUGGGAUGUGACCUGGGACUCAUUUGGCUCAAAUAUACCAUUGGAGCGUGGAAAAUAAGUCAGAAAACAGAGUAGACGAAUAUUUUUGUAAUUCGAAUAAAAAAUCAAAUAUUUUCGGCCGUGAACAAUUUGGAGCCAUAUAAUGCAGCUCUCAAUU